AUGAAGCGAAUUGCACUGAGGGCCCCAAAGAAGGCUCAUGGCUCCGUUUGCCAAUUCUGUCAGUUUUCCAGCGCGUCGAGGCAAUUGGCCCUGCAGCUCCAAGCACCACUCUUCGCAAGAAAGCUGAGCAAAAUUCCCAAAGCUGCUCACAAACCAAAAGCCUACCUAGCCAAUUUCAGCCUUUGCAACAGUUCGAUAUAUCGUUAUGCGUCAAGCACCGCAGUUGCUCAGUCGAAAGAUGACCCUGACCUUAUGCUUCGAGACGUGCUACGGGAUUCACAUGCGAUAAUCACUGGGACGGCAUUGCCUUCUGAAGAAACAGUCGUGGAGCUGCUGGAGCGGUGCAAGAAUAUUGUCAAGAUUGCGCUGCUGGAUAAUGAGGGCUCUACUGAAGUCGCUGAUAAUAAUGCGACAUCGUCGCUCCUUGACCUCGAAGACGAAAACGGCAACGCCAACAAAUCACCCGCGAAACCCAAAAGGACGCUGAACAAAAACUUCCGCCAAAGAACGACAAUUGCAAUCUCGUCGAUGCUUGAUGAAUUAGUGCGCGAUCCGAAAGUUUUUAUAUCACCCAAUAUACUCCACGGAUACACCGUGAUCCAAUCUCAGCUCAAAAAGGCCGAUCAUUUCCCCGAGGUCUUUUCCCUCUACGCAUCCAAACCCGCACCACAAGCCAGCGGCUCGACCAUUACAUAUCAUCCCGUUAAUCCCAAAAGCCCGAAGAAUGCAAUCCCCCAAGAGCUUGCCGACAUGGCCCUUGACAUAGCCAUCGAGCAACAAAAUCUUCCCCUUGCCCUCGCCAUCGUCGACAAGACAUUUUGCACCCCGGCCUUCCGCCGAGCGAAGGUCCUCCGCAAGGCCUCUCUACCUCUAAUGGGAUUAGUCGGCGCCCCUCCAGCAGCUUACAUAGCUGCCACCUAUGCUUCGACCUUUCAGAAUACCAUGAAUCCAACUACCUCGACGUGGAUUGCAUUUUCUGCAAUUUUAGCCUACAUCACGUUUACAUCAUCGGUUGGGUUGGUGGCUAUCGCCACUGCAAACGAUCAGAUGCGCCGUGUUGUCUGGCUCCCGGGGAUGCCACUCCGGGAACGUUGGCUGAGGGAAGAAGAGCGCGCGGCGAUGGAUAAGAUAGCUGUGGCUUGGGGAUUCAAGGACCCGUGGAUGCAAGGCGAGGAAGAAGGUGAAGAGUGGGAAAGUUUGAGGGAAAUUUUGGGUAUGAGGGGCAUGAUUCUAGAUAAAACUGAUCUAAUGGAAGGAAUGGAAUAG
This is a messenger RNA of Uncinocarpus reesii 1704, 1266 nucleotides long. RefSeq lists its product as uncharacterized. The record is from RefSeq and is a predicted model, not a curated record. NCBI's taxonomy places the organism in Eukaryota, Fungi, Ascomycota, Eurotiomycetes, Onygenales, Onygenaceae. Bases 1 to 1266 code for a protein of 421 amino acids. The transcript has a single exon.